GGGCUGUCUAGUACUUUUUCUUUUUUCAUUACGUCUAGGAAUGUUCCGUUUUUUUUCUUCGGUUGCAAAAAAAUGUGCUGAAGAUGUAGUGGUGGUGGCUGUGGCAGCAUCGAAGUGCAACAGUAGGUCUAUGGCUCUCUCACGUACCUCGUGUUCUUUGAAACCACGUCAAUCAUCUGGUAGUCAGGAGAGCGUGGGUAAAACUUCGAGCAAAAUUAAAAGCUCCCGCGCUCGUCAAGGGCUAAAAACGAAGACCAAUAAGCCUGUCUCUAGAGGUACUAGUGCUCAAAGGAAUAGUGGGAUCAGGAAAGGUGCCUCCACGGCCUAUCAAUCUGAAAAGCCUGAGGAAGAGUCGAAUCAGAAGCUCGAAACCGCACCGAAAGAAGAGGUCGCAAGCCACAAGAAUGAAGAUGAUGACAUAAAUAACGAUGAUACCACUGAUUCGUUACGUCCAGCGUACAUGUCCGAAGAACUCGAGAAGAAGGUCCUGAGUAUGGCAGAGCGGAUGCAGGUACGCGAUAUUAGCGGUGAGGUUCCUGUUGCAUCGUUUGCCUAUGAGAUACUAAAAACACACCCGUCGGUGCGCAAGAUGGGCCUACGUGAGCGCAUGCAUUUUCUAUGCAGGCGAUGGGAAGCACUCAGUGAAAAAGAGCGGCUAUCAUAUUUAAACCAUCCAUUGAAAGGUUUGCUUUGAAAUUGAUCGAACUUUCACACAAAUGCCAAUGACACGCUCCAGCCGUGAACGUAAUACAUUCUGUUAUUAUUAUGGCUAUACUCGUUCUUCAGAUAACACAGACAUAUCUUACUCUACUUUUACAAGUCUGAUAUGAAUUCAACGACUAAGGGGAAGAUCAUGCAAGCGUUUUCGUUCUGUUAGUAUUUUCCCAUGUUCAUCGGUGACGGACAAUUAUUCCACCUUUGAGUUGUCCACUUACCUUUAUUUGUUUGACUGGAGAUGAUGUAGGCCUUUUUUCAGUUCAGGGAAUAUUUUCACUUAUGUGAUACUCGGUCUUGAAUUUGUGAGGUAAACUAUUACACAAUUUACAGACGUUUUCGGAUCUUACCAAAGGGUUUGCUGACACCAAUGAAGGAAGCGAUAUCUCUAUAGAGUUUAUCGUCCCAUCUAUUAGAUAGAAUGCAAAUGAAAAGUAACUGUUUUAAGUCGAGAUUUUCACCUAGGGAUAAUGUUUCAUAACUGUUGCGGUACUUAUUAAAAAUAUAACACCCUUCGUCCGCAUAUAUGUGAUGCAUGUCGCACUUUUAUUAUACUAGCAUGA
This is a messenger RNA of Phytomonas sp. EM1, 1277 nucleotides long. NCBI's taxonomy places the organism in Eukaryota, Euglenozoa, Kinetoplastea, Trypanosomatida, Trypanosomatidae. The record is from the annotation of a GenBank genome assembly.